Messenger RNA from Quercus lobata, 1335 nucleotides. Its product is annotated as aspartic proteinase CDR1-like. Gene Ontology annotation, cellular component: extracellular region. Bases 1 to 1335 code for a protein of 444 amino acids. Gene Ontology annotation, molecular function: aspartic-type endopeptidase activity. Gene Ontology annotation, biological process: proteolysis. The record is from RefSeq and is a predicted model, not a curated record. Lineage: Eukaryota; Viridiplantae; Streptophyta; Magnoliopsida; Fagales; Fagaceae. The transcript has a single exon.
AUGGCUGUUCUUUUCAAUCUCUUUCUUCUUUCUUGCUUCACUACUAGUACUACAUCCUUAGCCACCACUAGUCCCACCAUCACAAAACCUAAGCGGUUGGUGACAAAACUCAUUCACCAUAAUUCGGUUUACUCUCCAUACUACAACCCUAAGGACAACAUAGCAGACCGAGCUAGACAUGCAAUAGACAGUUCAAAUGCUCGUUCAGACUACAUAUGGAAGAAGAUUCAAGGGGUUUCUCUAGACACAGAUGAUGUGCGCGCUGGUGUUAUUGCAGAGACUAAGCAUGAAGGGUUUAUGGCAAAUAUAUCCAUUGGUUCACCUCCUGUUCCACAGCUCCUGGUUAUGGACACAGGCAGUGGUCUAUUAUGGACUCAAUGUCAGCCUUGCACUCACUGUUUUACCCAAGCUCUUCCAAUUUUUAAUCCUCCCGAGUCUUCCACAUAUAGUACGCUACCUUGUACGUCUCCUUCUUGCUAUCGAGCUCCCAGUAGCAAUUGUCAAGCUUCACAUUGCGCCUUCAAACAAGGAUACAUCGAUGGCACCUCUGUAUCUGGGUUUUUGGGCACUGAAAAGUUCACCUUUGAGACUUCUGAUGAAGGAAUAACAUCAAUACCCAAUUUAGUUUUGGGUUGUGCAAAUAGCGUGAGUGGUUUUAGUGGCCAAAGUAGCGGUAUACUUGGUCUAGCCGCUGACAAAAUAUCUUUGGUGAAUCAAGUGGGUUCUAAAUUCUCUUAUUGCUUUGGCCCUAUUAGGGAUCCUCAAUAUAGUCAUAAUCAGUUGAUUUUUGGGGAGGGAGCAAUAAUACAAGGCUCUUCUACCCCAAUUGAAAUUUUGGCUGGCCUUUACUUUCUAACCUUAGAAAGCAUCAGCGUGGGAGAGAAAAAGCUAGACAUUUUGCCUGAAGUGUUUACAAUGACUCCAGCAGGCAAAGGUGGAGUAAUGAUUGACUCAGGUACAACACUUACUUAUCUUCCAAGAGGAGCGUUCGAUCCACUAAACGCCGAAGUUCUGAGAUUAAUGGAUGGCUUGGUACAACUCGUGUCAAGACCUAGCUAUGCAGCUCCAUGCUUCAAUGGGGUCAUCAAUCGUGACCUUGUUGGGUUUCCAGUAGUAACCUUUAACUUUGCAAAUGGGGUUGAUUUGGCGUUAGACGUAGAGAGCUUGUUUAUCGAAACAAGUCCAAACCAAUUUUGCAUGGCUGUGCUUCCGAGUAUAGCAAAUGACAUGACUAUUAUUGGAGUAAUGGCUCAACAAAAUUAUAAUAUUGCCUAUGAUCUUGCUGGGAACUCAGUUUCCAUGGAACGGAUAGACUGUGAACUGUUAGAGUCCUAG